This is a messenger RNA of Dioszegia hungarica, 537 nucleotides long. RefSeq lists its product as uncharacterized. The annotation marks the transcript as partial. The record is from RefSeq and is a predicted model, not a curated record. NCBI's taxonomy places the organism in Eukaryota, Fungi, Basidiomycota, Tremellomycetes, Tremellales, Bulleribasidiaceae. The transcript has a single exon.
GUCUAUGCUGUUUCAUUACCCUGCGCAGGGGAAAAGCGGACCAACCCGGGGACCUACACUCUCAUCACCAUUCCACUCAGCCACGACAUAUUCUUCGAGCGCCCGGUGCCGGUCUCCACCGCGAUCGAAUUCCCCCUCGUCGUCUACAAGACAUACUCCCUUCCAACCGUAUCCACCCCCAAAUCCUUGCUGGAGAAUGACAUUGCCACUACGCUCAACAUCGAGCCCAGCACCGGCAAGGCUCCGGCGGAGUGGCAAUCCCGCGUCGGCGGAAUCAUCGUUGCCAGGAAGGACAAGCAAUCUCUCGAUAUCCGCCACUUUGAGGGCGUGUGGAUGUACAUCGACAUGAUUGGCCACAAGUUAAAGCUGGAGGGCGCAACAGAGGCGGGGUUGAGGGCCAAGGGGCACUUGACCAAAAAGGAUUUGGUACACUGGUGGAAACUGUACGAAAUACAGGCGAGAGGGGAUAGGGAGGCGUACAGGAAGAUGAACAAAGCUCCUCCGGUAGAAGUGGGUGAAUCCGAAGAUUGGGCUUCU